CCUGAGGGCAGGGCGCAUGCGCGGAGGCGCUGUUGGGGCGUUGCUAUGGGAACGGGACGAAGCCCGGAGGAGGAGGAGGAGGAUGAAGCUGAGGCGGCUGCUGCUGCGCUACUACCCGCCGGGAAUUAUUCUGGAAUAUGUACAAGGUGGUGAGCCAAAGACCAGAUCUAUAGAUCUACUUGAUCUUAGACCUGACACAGAUGCCAUAGCCUUAGUAGAAGAAAUUGGAAAAGGAGAACCUCUCAUCACAGCUUCAUGUAAGGAACACAUCAUACAUUUAGUACGAAGAUUGCAAGAGAAGCUAGAGGAAAAAGAGGAUCACAAAUUCUAUCUUUUUAAGGUACUUAGAGCACAUAUAUUGCCACUGACUAAUGUAGCAUUUAACAAAUCGGGUUCCCGCUUUAUCACUGGAAGCUAUGACAGAACCUGCAAAGUAUGGGAUACUGCAUCAGGAGAAGAGCUACGUACGCUGGAGGGACACGGAAACGUUGUCUAUGCAAUAGCUUUCAAUAAUCCCUAUGGUGACAAGAUUGCCACUGGAUCUUUUGAUAAAACCUGCAAACUGUGGAGUACAGAAACAGGAAAAUGUUAUCAUACUUUCAGAGGACAUAGUGCAGAAAUAGUAUGUUUAUCAUUUAAUCUUCAGAGCACAUUGGUGGCAACUGGAAGCAUGGAUACCACUGCCAAAUUAUGGGAUAUAGAGAAAGGCGAAGAAGUAGUCACUCUAAGUGGGCACUCAGCAGAAAUUAUUGCAUUGUCUUUCAACACCACCGGAGACAGGAUUAUCACUGGCUCCUUUGACCAUACAGUAGCAGUGUGGGAUGUUGGCACUGGCAGGAUGUUACAUACCUUAAUAGAUCACCGAGGAGAGAUUAGCAGUGCACAGUUCAACUGGGACUGUUCUCUCAUUGUCACUGGAUCAAUGGACAAAACAUGCAUGCUGUGGAAUGCUAUGACUGGGACACAUAUAGCAACGUUAACAGGUCACAGUGAUGAAAUACUGGAUGUCUGCUUUGAUUAUGCUGGCCAACGUAUUGCAACUGCCUCUGCUGACGGAUCAGCAAGAGUCUAUAAUGCAGAAACAAAAGAGUGCAUUGCAAAGCUAGAAGGGCAUGGAGGUGAAAUUUCAAAGGUAUGUUUCAACCCUAAAGGCAAUCGUAUACUAACAGCCAGUUCUGAUAAAACAGCUCGACUCUGGGAUGCUGCUACUGGACACUGCCUUCAGAUAUUAGAGGGUCAUACUGAUGAGAUAUUCUCCUGUGCUUUCAAUUACAAGGGUGAUACAAUCAUUACAGGGAGCAAGGAUAACACCUGUAGAAUAUGGCACUGACUGAAGAGAAGGAACGAUCCAGUUUGGGAUAUGCCUACUUUGUGAGUUUCACAGUCAAUAAACUCAGUCUUUCAGAUCUGAUUUAUUUUACCCUCUGUUCGCCUUCAGUUUUGUUGAAGUAGAAAAGUUACCUAGAUUUUGAUAGCUUUGACUUUGCUGAUGUCUGGUAGAUGUGGAAUCACAGAACAGUAGAAGUUGGAAGGGACCUCUGGAGAUCGUCUAGUACGACGCCCCUGCUAAAGCACUGUCAACCAAGCAGGCUGCCCACGACUGACAUGGUUUUGAAUAUCUCCAAGGACGGAGACUCCACAGUUUCUUUGGGCAACCUGCUUAGUGUCUGAUCACUCUCACAGUAAAAAGAGUUGGGAUUUUUUUUCCUUAUGUUUUAACGGAAUGUUUUCUUGUAUUUCAAUCUGUGCAUGUUGCCUCUUUACUGGUACCACCAAGAAGAUCUGGCUCUGUUAUCCCAGUCACCUGAGAGGAAUCAUCAUUAGCGUGAAUGAAUUCAGUAGAAUGACUCUAUUUCUUUGCAUGUAAUUUUUAACCUGUAACCCUUUUAAUAAAAAAAAUACAGCAUUAUAAUACCCUCAGGUGUGAAAGGGGUGGUGUUAUGCACUUGCUCUGAGUACUUUUGUAUUUUUUUGUUGUGUAAUAAAGUAUUGAAUUAAAACGCCAGUUUUGCUACUUGUAAUACACGGUCCCACUUGUAAGGAUGAUGACAGAAACUGAGAAGUGGAUGAGGAGCUCCCGCAAGUUCUUUACCACUGUACAAAGAGCUCUGGCCCAGCCUCAUCUCUCACCAGCAAUUGCCAACAGGUUUCACCUGUGCAGAGCUCUCCCCACUGCCUAGCAGAGCACCUGGAAGCACAGUUGCUCUUUGUAGGGGCGCAGUGAAGGAGCAGAGCUGACUGGUCUCUUCUGGCUGCCUUGGAAGAAGGAUGGAGAGGCAAAGAGGGUAGGAUUGAACACAGUGUGCGUGUGUUGACUGAAAGAAAAAAGGAAGAGUGCAGCAGAGAAUGAACUUGAAGGUAUUUUGUUUAUAUAAUACAUCUCUAGGUGGUUAUGGACUUGACUUCUAAAUGUUGUUAAAUUGAAUAGGAAGUUACUAAUGCGGAUGCAUUCUGAGUGAGGGCUUGCCUGCAUCCUUGUGUGUAAACGAAGAAACAAAAGUGCCUGUCGUCACUUGGCAAAUAUCCUGGUUGUUUCAAGCAGUGUCGUGUUGUGGGAGCAGUGUGCUGCAGAUCAUUUAAAAUUAAACCUUUACCAGUAGGCAAAGUGGCUGAUAUUAAUGUUACUGUAAUGCUUGUGGUGUUUCCUGUUGUCUUGUGCAAAGGCUUAGGAUAUUGAAAGUGUGUCUCAGUAAUUCGGAAUUAAAAGGGGCAGGAAGGGCAGUGUGGUUCUGUGUUACUUUAGAAUUGCCCAGUGUCUCUAGAUCGCUUCGCACCUGUGCUUAUAGGUGUGACAUGGGGGAUUUCCAGCUGACAAAAUCGGAGGAAAAUUAAUAUAAUGAAAUGUGUACAAAUACUGUUACGUUGUUAAAAACUGAAAUUUGACUUGCUGUGUAACCAUCAGAAAGUGAAAAAAAAUCUUUGGACUGUGAUUAGGAAGUAUUUUUUUUUUCUGAAUCUUUCAGGAUGAGUUAUUUUCUGUUGCCUUUUCCUUUAUGAUUUUUCUCUUAUACCAUGCUAGUGACUCAGUGAAUCGAACAUCUGUAGUAGCUUUUGGCUUUGAGCUAUUGUCCUAUUUUUAUGUGAAAUUGUGAGCGAGUCAAGGUUUUGUAGACCAAGCGUUGGACUGGGAGGCCAUCUGGGCUCUAUUUCUGACUCUCCCUAGAUUCACUGAGUGAGUAGAAUUGUUUUUCGGGCUAAGUUAUCCAGGUUUCCUGCUCAAAUGUGAAAUACAUUCACAUCUGGUGCGAUUCACAGUGCUGAUGAAAAUUGUGUUGACUUGGCGCCUCGUGAGAACUUCAAUAGUACCCUAGGUACCAUCAUAUGAAUGCUUUGAUGUUAGGUGCUCUGCGCCUUGGUUUACCCGUAGGUAGAUUUAAUAAGUUGUAAAGAUGUACGUUAAAAGUGCAUUGUAUAGAUGUAUCAUCCUAAAAUAUGUCUCUGGUAGCAGCUUGAUCCCUUUCUCUUAAUUCCACUUCAGUCCCUGAAACCGAAAUAGCGUAUGUAUGUGCUCUAACUCUAUUGUCUGGUGCCUUUUUAAUCUUAUAAAAACAUUUGGCUUCUGCAUACCUUACGCUCUCUGAGCUGCUGCUUUAAUCACUGGGUGGUUGGAGUGGGAUGUGGCUUUCAAUAUCCUGAAAUGCCGGCAAACUUGGUUUGCUGUCACCUUAUUGAAAAGGGUUCCCUCCGGAGACUCCUGAAGUGUGCUUCAGUGAGGCCUGUCACAGUGGAAAUCGUAUUUGCUGUGUUGUUUCUGGCCUUUAGACCUCUGCAUCCUUCCAGUAUGUAUCUCUGGGAAUAGACGAGUUUGUUUUUCUGGGAAAGCAGCCUGUAGCUUGGACCGUGUAGCUUCCUCAGGACAGAACAGGUUUUUGCAAGACACAGACAAGGAUCUCCGUGAAAGCAUGUGGUGUAUACUUGGACUCUUGAUGCAUGCUUUUGGUAUCUCUUAAGAUUCAAAUUAUUUUCUGAACAGAUGAUAAUAAUACUCAUAUCCACUCAUGUUUUAAAAGUGGCAUUUUGUGAGAAUUUCUUUUUUGGCUCCUUCCAUGCGAUCACUUGCAUUUGCUGGGUAGUUCGUGAAAGGAUAUGAACUAUAUCCUGCUUGGUUAUAUUUUUGCAGUUUGCUGCACUUCACUGUCUAAUUUUCGGCCGAAGCUGUGAGGAAGGCACAUUAUCCACCAGCCAGACCUGUCUUCAUUGCAAAUUGUUUUAAUUAGCUUGAUGGUCCAGCUGUCUAAUUUAACUAACUAUCCUGCUAAAUGCUGUACAGCUGCAAGUUGCUUUCUGAGGGCCUGUUCCUCGUGAUGACUGGCUUUAGAGUGGGUUUGAAAAAUUGAAUAGUGGCAUUGUGAGUCUGCUCAUACUUAGCAAAGGCUUAGGAACGGCUCUGGCUUGAAGUAAAAUUCUUAAAUUGGCUGGUGCGGGUGUGCUUUCCUUCUCAGCUGGAAUUUGUUUUACUUAGUAAGUAGCUCAGGUGGGCUCUUUAUUUCAAUGGAGUGGUGAUUUUUUUUCCCCUGACAUUUUGAAAGUCAGAGUGCAGGGUUCAUGGUGACGUUCUUAUGCUCGUCUGUCAUGCAGCUCUGCAUGAACCUGGACAAGAGAAACAAUAAAAUCGGCCUCUCCAGAAAAGUUACCUGCUGAAUUUGAUAGGAUAACUGUAAACAGGUGACCAUUUUUAUCAUAAACCACUAUAAAAUGGUUAAUUUACUUGAAGAUACUGUGACAAUCUUCAGUGUUAUGACAAAAUUGAGGAAGACUAUAGUUUUUCAGCUUCUAAUGAUCCCAACAUUAAAAGAACCCCCAACAAAACCAAACUGAAAAUGAAGGUUUUAAAUACUUAUUUUUCAGUCGGUAGUUCUCUAGUGUUUGAAUCAACAUAUCUACAGGCCAAAUUCUGCUCUCCGUUAGGUGGGUGGUGGAGUCAACGCCAGGGCGGGAGGCACCUUUCCCUGGAGCCUUUCUGCAGUGACAGGGUGAGGGGCAGCCCUGGCCGGGAGCGGCACCGCAGCAGGGGCUGCGGCAAGGGGCUGCUGCUGCCAUGGGUGGCCUCUGGUGGCCAGGGCAUCUCCUGAGGCUCAGAGGGCUUCUCUUGUUUGGUAAAUUGUGGUGCAUCUCUCUCAAGUAUGUAUCCAGCUCCCACUUGAACCUAUGUAUGAGUUCUGCAUCCUCUCAUUUGGUGACGCGUCGCCUCUUUCUGUUUGCUUUUAAUCUGGCUUGUAUGAGUUUUGUUUGUUGGGUCUUAGUUUGUAUUGGGAAAGACAGUGAGCAGCCACCCGCUCUGGGCCCUCGUGAUAUUAACUACCUGCAUCUCACGUACAUAGAAAGGCUGAACUGCGUGUACUUUACUCUGAGAUUUUACAAAGUUCUCAUUUAUGUGUCAUUAAAGUUGACUUUAUUUUUUUUCAGCCUUUUUUAAUGGUGGACAAGUCCAGUUCUGAUUUGCUCAGCUAAGUGUUGGUUUCCUUUUCUGUUUAGCAGUAGAAAUACCUUUUACACCUGGGGAAUAGGGCAGUAAAUAUCUGUGCAAACUUAAGCAAGCAGAAGGAAGUCCUGAACUUGUGUCUCCCCACCUCCUGCAGGUACCUAAAGUGUCCAGAGCGAGCCCUAAAUAGAGAUUUGGCGUUUAUCUGGAGUUAUUCUGGGGUUAAUUCUCAGAAUGAAUGUGUAAUUUCUCUUUAUUUUACUGUGCUACUAAGAAUGUUAUGAUUAGCCUUGCAUCACUGGAAUGAAUUGUGGAACCCGAGUAAAGCCGGAGCUUUGGUCCUGAGGUAGGACCUGGAGCUUGCUCUGACUUGUUUUGGUCAGGCCCACGGGGCAGGCUUUUCAUUUGGAAGCAGAGCUUUGAGAAGCUACAGGGAUGGCAGGCAAAUAUUCUUUAAUAGGUCAGAAAAAACCACAGCACAUUCAUGAACUUCUUAAGAAGGCAAAGAGGACACACAUCAUAACAUAAAUUUAUUUCUGAAUAAAUUGCAACAUUAAGAACUACUGUACAGAGAAACUGCAUCACACUGUUACAACUCUGUCAUGAUAUUUGUGCUUUGUAGGAUAAGUAAACAUUUAUUCUAUCACAGCAAAAAAUUGUAUACUGACAACUAACUGUACUUGGUUUAAAAAUAAAUACACUUUCCGGUUUAUUAACUCAAACAAAGCACUUUGAGUCUAUAACACUUGGUGCUUUUUAUUAACUUUCAGCCUCAGAAACGCUGAGCAUUCGGAGUUGCCGCUCGUGUGGGUGGGAGUUACGGGUGUUCAGCAAUUCUUAGGAGCGGGCUGCGGCACCACACAGUUACCUUCAGUGGACGCAAUAAAGUGACCUUGACCUUGACAGCAAAGCGACCUUUGCUGUUUUGCUCACACUGCAGAGUAGAUCUAGAAUUCCUCAUGUUGUUUAAUGUUCCACGUUUGAUUUCGAUUCACUAACAGUAUGUAUUUUGUAACAAAUGAGUGAUGCAAUCAUGCAAGUUCAGGAAUGGUUUUAAAGAUAAAAUUGAGAAUAUGGCUCUUUUUCAUAAAUUAUUUAAAACUACUUCAAAAUUUUCAAAAAUAUUUAGUGCAAAAGGAUAGUUUUUUUUUUUUCCC
Molecule: messenger RNA, 6579 nt
Organism: Chroicocephalus ridibundus (black-headed gull)
Lineage: Eukaryota; Metazoa; Chordata; Aves; Charadriiformes; Laridae
Gene: DAW1
Product: dynein assembly factor with WD repeats 1
Exons: 13
Coding region: 17-1330 (437 amino acids)
Biological process (GO): mRNA splicing, via spliceosome
Cellular component (GO): U4/U6 x U5 tri-snRNP complex
Molecular function (GO): U6 snRNA binding; protein binding; U4 snRNA binding
Source: RefSeq, a predicted model, not a curated record